AUGCGCGGCCAUCUCUUUAAUUCAUUAACGCUUGCUUUGAUCUUCCUCCCAAGCAGUUCAGUCGCGUGGUUUGGAGAAGGACGGAAUCAGCAAAGAGAGAAACGAGGGAAUUCAACUUCGAGCCUAUCACCGUUGGUAGUUCCACCAAGUCAAUACUGGGAUGGAGUAGAUGGAAAAUGGUCGUCAGUGGCACUCCGGCUUGGCUCUCCUGCACAAAGUGUCCGAGCUAUCGUCUCAACGAACUCUCCGCAAACUUUUGUUGUGCUACCACAAGGCUGCGAUACGAUUGCCAUAGAUCCAGUUCCUCCUAAUUGCGCGAGCGGUCGAGGUGGACUUUUUAAUCCCAAUACAUCAGCGACUUGGCAGGAUCAGGGGCUCUUUGGAAUUAAUGGUGAUGGGGUUGGACUCGAAGCAGCGCUCGGAUAUAUGCAAUACGCAGAUUAUGGCCUGGAGGAUGUAGGGUUGGGCUUUUCUGGAGGAGGUGCGAACACACCUACGUUAAAGAAUCAGACUGUAUCCGGAAUUGCAUCAGUUUCCCCAAUUUAUUUCGGACUGUUUGGUUUAGGCACACAACCCGUCAAUUAUAGCAGCAUCGGAAAUUUCUCCGCGCCGUCUUAUUUUUCGUCCCUGAGAGCACAAAAGUUAAUUCCUAGUCUGAGUUGGAGUUACACCGCUGGUGCCAAAUACCGUAGGCUUGUAUCCAGUUUUCGGCCGGACGCUUUUGCUGAUACUUGUAUAGGGCUCAAAGCUGGACAGUACGCGCAGCUGAUAUUCGGGGGGUAUGAUAGUUCCCGAUUUGUCCCAAAUUCGGCGGGUUUCAAUCUAGCCAGUGAUAUAAACCGGGACAUAGUUGUUGGUGUACAAUCAAUCGUAUACAGUAGCACUACUCAAACGAAUCUCCUUCCGACGCCCAUUUAUGCAUUCAUCGAAUCAACAGACCCAAACUUUUGGCUUCCGACAGAAGCAUGCUCAGCAUUCGAAAAUGCAUUUGGAAUAUCCGUCGACAACAGCACGGGCCUCUACCUGAUCAACACAACACAUUACACUUACCUUAAGACCUCAAAUCCAACUGUCAUUUUCACAUUAGCAAAUAGUUUGGAUGGCGGGGAUUCUGUUGAUAUUCAACUCCCAUUCAACUCGUUCGCUCUUCAAGCUUCCUAUCCUUUUACACCUAACGACACAUUCUACUUUCCCCUCAGGACAGCCGCCAAUGAGACGCAGUAUACCCUGGGGAGGACGUUUCUCCAAGAAGCGUAUUUGACCGUCGAUUAUGAAAGGGGAAAUUUCUCCGUCAGCCAGUGUCUUUGGAAUGAUGGCGCUGCAUCCCAAGUUGUAACUAUUUCGGCACCCUCAAAUGGAACCAACGGUAAUGGCGGUAGUGAAAGCAAGCAGAAGUCCCAAGCUGUCAAGAAGCCAGGAGUGAGCACUGGGGCAAUCGUAGGAAUCGUUGUGGGUUUUCUAGUUGUGCUCGCCGUGGGAGGAGCAUUGUUAUGGAUUUUUCUUCGACUGCGCAAGCGCCCACCACCACAAAUAGAACUUUCAACAGUAGCGGCACCGAGUAUAGUGUCUGAUCAUCCCACCGGUCAAACGCCCUACGAAGGACCCCAUGAUCCCUUCUCUGAUCAAGGAACGGCGCACGAUUCAUUCCCUCCUGACAAAAAGCCAGAGUGGGAGCAGAUGCCUAUAAUGCCUCAUCAGGUCCUCCAUCAUCAAAGGUCAGAACUGGCGAAUACGACAGAAAUUUUCCAACUUGCCGAUUGUGACAACCGAGAAGGAACCUACGAUGCUGAUACUGAACGAAUGAAAUCUAUACGAAGAGCGACGAAUACUUCAGAACUCCCAGCCUCAUCAACUUUAUUUGAAUUAGAAGCAGAUCCGGUCACACAAGCAGGAAGAUCACGAGAUCUCCUUCCUUCUCCGGCGCCAACAUUCGCUUCCAGGUAUACCGAGACGACUCUCGGUCCAACUACUACAGGGUUUCCGGUCUCACCUCAGUCUGCGGCUAGGGCAAGCGGCCGAAGCCAAAGUCCUGCACAUAGCGUGCGAAGUGAACCGAUGACGUGGCUAACAAUAUCUCCCGCGGAUAGUACACGGCGUGGCCUCAGAACACCUCGAGCAGAGUCUCCCGAUCCAGAAAACCAACUACUGUCAAGAGACGGUACUCCUUCGCCCAGAUCUCGAUAUUUUAAUACCAGCGAACAAAGACCAGUAGAGAGUUCUCUCUCCAGAGACAAUUCUGCACCACACAUCGGAAAUCUGUAUCGACCUUGA
This is a messenger RNA of Lachnellula hyalina, 2271 nucleotides long. RefSeq lists its product as uncharacterized. The record is from RefSeq and is a predicted model, not a curated record. Gene Ontology annotation, biological process: proteolysis. Gene Ontology annotation, molecular function: aspartic-type endopeptidase activity. NCBI's taxonomy places the organism in Eukaryota, Fungi, Ascomycota, Leotiomycetes, Helotiales, Lachnaceae. The coding region runs from base 1 to 2271 and encodes 756 amino acids. The transcript is spliced from 5 exons.